Molecule: messenger RNA, 786 nt
Organism: Eruca vesicaria subsp. sativa (arugula)
Lineage: Eukaryota; Viridiplantae; Streptophyta; Magnoliopsida; Brassicales; Brassicaceae
Source: the annotation of a GenBank genome assembly
CAUGGACUGGUCUCGCCACAGUUAAGGUCACUCAAAAAUUAAUUCAGAAAAAGAGAAGAAAACGAAGAAAAUGGCAAAGAACCUUGACUCCAUCAGCUUCACGGUUCUCUUGCUUGUCCUCUCGAUGGCUUCUACGGACAUUAUGAAGAGCGAGGCUACAUGCAUUUUCUUAAACGGCCGCACGAUGACUGCCCCAUGUUUAGAUACUAACUGCAGAGCCUUUUGCGACAACCUAUAUGGGAGUAAUAAUCUUUGUGCUGCACCUUGUGAAGCUGUCGGGAAAAAGGUCAACUGCCAUUGUUACGGAUAUAUACGUGGUGAAGUUUGAGGAUAUCACAAGUGUGUACGUUUAUGUUCAAAUUUUGUUUGCUCCCACAUGAAACGUCAAGGAAAAUUUUAGCACUGCUUGCACCAAGGUGAAAUCCCAUGUUUUGUACACUUUGAAUCAUUAUUAAUAGUAAACUCGUUUGUGUUUAAUUAGAUCCCGGUAACAUUUAACUUUCUAUCCAUAGAGAGAGUUUUGUAUAUUGUUGAUGACAAAAACUCAUUGUCAAAUUACCGGGUUCUACCUCUCGGUUUAACUGCGACUCCUCCCUUUGCGGUAAGAGGUUGUAGCAAUCCGGCUCAAAACCUCAGGACAGCUUCUCGGUUUGUUGUGUCGGUCCCCAAUUAGUCUAGAUCAAGUUUGUGUUUAGUUUUUUGUUUUCUGUUAGUCUGCCUCUUGUUCUCUAUGUAUUGUAUCUUUGUCAAAAAUAUAAAAACUGGUAAUAAUAUCUUUACAUUUUU